AUGUCUUUCACUCUCUCUCACACUCUCAAUCUUUUUCCCUUCUCUAUCUUUCUCUCUUUUUCUUUUUCCUUCUCUUUCUCUCUUUCUUUUCUCUCUUGCUCUUUUUCCUUCUCUUUCUCUUCUCUCACUCAUUCUCUUUCCUUCUCUAUCUUUCUCUUUCUUUUCUCUCUCUUUCUCUUUCCUUCUCUCUCUUUUCUCUCUCACUCUCUUUCAUUCUCUCUCUUUCUUUUUCUCUCUCUUUUUCUUUCUCUUUCUUUCUCUCUCUCCUUCACCCUUUUUCCUGUUCAUUUUUAUCUCUCUAUUUGGCUGUUCAUUCUGUUUAUCUAUCUAUCUAUCUAUCUCUCUAUCUAUCUAUCUAUCUAUCUAUCUAUCUAUCUCCGUCUGUUCAUCUAUCUGUCUAUCUCUCUGUCUGUCUUAGUCUAUUCAUUCUAUUUGUCUAUCUUAGUAUGUUCAUUCUGUGUUCAUUCUAUCUAUCUUAGUCUAUACAUAUCUAUCUCAGUUUCAUCUAUCUAUCUAUCUAUCUAUCUAUCUAUCUAUCUAUCUUAUUCUAUUCAUUUUAUCUGUCUAUCUUAUCUGUUUCUUUCUUUCUUUCUAUCUAUCUAUCUAUCUAUCUAUCUAUCUAUCUCAUUCUGUUCCUGCCCCUCUCUUUCACUAUCUAUCUAUCUAUCUAUCUAUCUCAUUCUGUUCCUGCCCCAUCUAUCUAUCAUCUAUCUAUCUAUCUAUCUAUCUAUCUCAUCUGUUCCCUGCCUCCUUCACUAUCCAUCUAUCUAUCUAUCUAUCUAUCUAUCAUUCUAUUCAUCUCUCUUCAUCUAUCUAUCUAUCAUCUAUCUAUCUAUCUCUCAUUCUGUUUCCUGCCCUCUUUCACUAUCUAUCUAUCUAUCUAUCUAUCUAUCUAUAUCUAUCUAUCUAUCUAUCUAUCUAUCUCAUUCUGUUCCUGCCUCUCUUUCACUAUCUAUCUAUCAUCUAUCUAUCUAUCUAUCUAUCUCAUUCUGUUCCUGCCUCUCUUUCACUAUCUUCUAUCUAUCUAUCUAUCUAUCUAUCUAUCUAUCUAUCUAUCUAUCUCAUUCUGUUCCUGCCCAUCUUUCACUAUCUAUUCAUCUAUCUAUCAUCUAUCUAUCUAUCUAUCUAUCAUAUCUAUCUAUCUAUCUAUCUAUCUCAUUCUGUUCCUGCCUCUCUUUCACUAUCUAUCUAUCUAUCUAUCUAUCUCAUUCUGUUCCUGCCUCUCUUUCACUAUCUAUCUAUCUAUCUAUCUAUCUAUCUAUCUAUCUAUCUAUCUAUCUAUCUAUCUAUCUAUUUAUCACUGUUCCUAUCUAUCUCCCAUCCUGGGUUUUACCUUUUACUUUUUUCCAGAUAAUUCUUCCUUCUUUACUUCACUUGAUCUUCUUAUCUGUUCUUUAUUUUAUAUUUUCUCUAUUCUUUUUUCAUUCUUCUUUAAAUAAUUUUCUUUCAUUUUUACUUUUGCUUUUCUUGACAUUUUAUUUUCUUUCUUAUUUUUUCUUUUUUCUUUUUCAUUUCUUUCAUUUCAUCCAUUUUAAUUUCUUCUAA
Messenger RNA from Acanthosepion pharaonis, 1545 nucleotides. Lineage: Eukaryota; Metazoa; Mollusca; Cephalopoda; Sepiida; Sepiidae. The record is from the annotation of a GenBank genome assembly.